This is a messenger RNA of Fusarium vanettenii 77-13-4, 1170 nucleotides long. RefSeq lists its product as uncharacterized. The transcript has a single exon. Lineage: Eukaryota; Fungi; Ascomycota; Sordariomycetes; Hypocreales; Nectriaceae. The record is from RefSeq and is a predicted model, not a curated record. The annotation marks the transcript as partial.
AUCUCCCUUGGUUACGGCGCCGAGGACAUGACGGCAUCCAUCGACGUCACCUUGACGCGACCCGCCGUUGUUCUCGAGGACUUGUCAGGUCUCGGCUCCGUCAAGUGCUCCGGCUCCGAGAUAGCCUUGACCUUCACUGACAGCGCGAUUUUUGAGGCUGCCUCAACAACUUGGCCAAAGUCAGACUUUGUCAUUGUCACCUACUCGCCAGACGGAGCAUGCAACGGACCCGACGAGCGCGGUUUCUAUACCGUCAGCAGCGAAGACCUAGAUGCAGAGGCUUUGACGAUUCAUUUGGAAGUCAAGGCAUCUUCCCUCGAGGAACAAUCCAAGAGUUCCACUAUCAACUUUCAAACUGGCUUGGUUCCCUCCAAGCGUGACAUUUCGGCAACAAUAUCAGCUGACCUCGCUGGCACCUUGGUUGACACUGACUACCUCACCCUGGUCGCCGAGCAGGCCCUCUUCGAGAGCACAAUUCGCCUUAAGGGUCGUUUGGAUCUCGAUAUCCUGGCAAGGAAGGCCAAGGCGGUUGAGCUCGAUAUCGACUAUUCGGCCCUCGUUAAUCUCAACCUCUCGGCAUCUGUGGCAGGGGAAUUCUCCACCGAUCUGCUAAACUACAAUCCCCUAGCUGUCUCCGUCUCAGCCUUCUCUAUCCCAGGAAUCAUUGAAGUUGGCCCAAUCGCCGGGUUUGCUCUCGGCAUCGAGUUCGGCGCAGGAGGCACUCUCAACGCAACCUUGGGCGUAGCUGGUGGCAUCGAGAACGGCAAAGUCCAUCUCGAUCUGCUCGACUCAACCAAGACGGCUACCAGUGGCUGGACCCCGAGUGUCAAGGUUGCUUCUGACGUCGAUGCCCUCGCUGCCCUUCAGCUCAACCCAUUCAUUGAGCUAACCCUUGCCGUGGGAAUCAAGGCUUUCAACGGUAUUCUCGACAUUUCGGCGGGCUUUGAUAUUCAACCCAAGAUCAUCAACGCAUUUUCAGUUAAUGGGGACGUUGCGUUUGAUAGCGCUUCUGGAAUCAAGUUUAACCCACCCGCUGCGGGAGAGUGCAACAACGGUGCUUGGUUUGCUAGCACCUUUGAUAUGGAUAUUGAUGCGUUUAUUUCCCCCUUUUACAGAAAGACUCUGUUUGAUGUCAACCAGCCUAUUUACAAGAGUCAGUGCUGGACUAUC